Molecule: messenger RNA, 2145 nt
Organism: Thermothelomyces thermophilus ATCC 42464
Lineage: Eukaryota; Fungi; Ascomycota; Sordariomycetes; Sordariales; Chaetomiaceae
Product: glycosyltransferase family 57 protein
Exons: 3
Coding region: 96-1880 (594 amino acids)
Biological process (GO): protein N-linked glycosylation
Cellular component (GO): endoplasmic reticulum membrane
Molecular function (GO): dolichyl pyrophosphate Man9GlcNAc2 alpha-1,3-glucosyltransferase activity
Source: RefSeq, a predicted model, not a curated record
CAAAAAGUUCCACCCAGACAAUGACCGUCAACAAACGAACCUCCGCAGAUUUCGAUGCGGCCUUCUCUCCGACCUGAGCGAUAUCCUCGGUGACAAUGGCCAAGCCAUCGCCUUCUUCACACAAACCAAGGCGAAAAGCCAAACAUGCUGUCGAUUCGCCGAGCAGUUUCCGCAACAGUGGCCCCAUCGAGACCUUGUCGCGAGCCCCAGCCUUCCCUCUGGCUGCCUUCCUCUGGCCCGCGAGGGGUACCGCCUCGCAAUGGGAAUUGUUGCCCCUGAUCCUGAUGGCUGUCGGCCUCUUCAGGUGGGCCGCGGGGCUUUGGGGUUACUCUGGUUUUGAGAAACCCCCCAUGUUCGGCGACUACGAGGCGCAGCGACACUGGAUGGAGAUUACGACGCAGCUUCCCAUCUCACAAUGGUACUUUCAUGACCUCGAAUGGUGGGGCCUUGACUACCCGCCUUUGACGGCCUACCACAGCUGGCUCUGUGGCAAGAUCGGCUCGCUCAUCGAUCCGUCGUGGUUCGCUCUCUUCUCGUCUCGCGGCUCACACGAUCCGACGCUCAAGGUAUUUAUGCGCGCUACGGUGAUCGUGUCGGAAUACCUCAUUUACAUCCCGGCCGUCGUUGUCUUUGUGCGCCGCUACAGCAGACUCAAUGGGGUCGCCAAUUGGUCCGCCGCGGUGGCCCUCGUCGCCAUCCUGAUGCAGCCCGCCACCAUCCUGAUCGACCAUGUCCAUUUCCAGUAUAACACAGUGAUGCUUGGCUUCGUCGUGGCGAGCAUGUCCAGCAUGCUUGCCGGCCGCAACCUCUGGGCGGCCGUCUUCUUCGUCGCCGCCCUGGGGUUCAAGCAGAUGGCUCUGUACUACGCCUGCUCUGUUUUUGCCUACCUUCUCGGAAGCUGUGUGUUUCCGCGAAUCAACCUCCCCCGUCUCAUCGCCAUCUCAGCAGUUACUGCUGCAUCCUUUGCCAUCUUGAUCCUGCCCAUCGUCCUCGGCACUCUCGUGGACGUGCACCGCGGGAUCGACUCCCGCCCGGAUAUCGACGGCCCUCGGCCUCCCUUACCGCUCUUCCAAUGGCUUGCCGACUACCUCGAUACCGAGGCUUUUUAUUACCCAGUGGUCGAGCAGCUCGUCCAGAUGGUCCACCGCAUCUUUCCUUUUGCUCGCGGCCUGUUCGAGGACAAGGUCGCCAAUUUCUGGUGUGCCUUGAACGUGGUCGUCAAGAUCAAGAAGUACCCGUCCGAGCUGCUCCAGCGUGGGGCGCUAGUGGCAACCUUGAUAUCCAUCAUCCCCCCCAAUCUCGUCUUGUUCUUCCGCCCGAGGAAGGAACUGUUGCCCCUAGCCUUCGCUGCGACGGCCUGGGGCUUCUUCCUCUUCAGCUAUCAGGUCCACGAGAAGAGCGUCCUGCUCCCGCUGAUGCCAAUGACCCUGCUACUUGCAAGCAGCCACGGGCUGAAUAAAACCACUCGCGCCUGGGUCGGCUUUGCCAACAUCCUCGGCUGCUGGACCAUGUUCCCUCUGCUACAACGGGUUGGUCUAGCCGUGCCCUAUGCGGUGCUUACUUUGCUCUGGGCAUACCUUCUUGGCCUGCCGCCUACCUCGCUGAGCGUCUACUUCCAUGAAGGUAGCAGCAGCUGGACCCAAUGGGCUACGCUCUUCGUCCACGGCUCAUUCUACCUGGUCAUGGCUCUUUGGCACGUCCUGGUGCAGUCCCUUCGGCCACCACCGGACAAGCCAGACCUGUGGUUGGUGGCCAACGUCGGCGUGGGCGCCGCUGGCUUCUCUCUCUGCUAUCUUUGGUGUCUUGGGAGGUUGUUGUUGCAGGGCGAAAUACUGCCCCGGUCAUGGUUUGUGAGGAAGGACAAGGUGAAGACCCAGUAGACGGGUCAGCUCGAAAAGCCGUCAGUGAGAAAAGCUCGCCGACCAGGACCCAGCACAACUGGCUCCUUCCUGGCACUCGAACGUUGGCAAAUGAAAUGGGUUGAUCGACUGAAGGGUUCCGCGUCAGAAGAUAGGAUGCCAUCUCCGUUGCAGUCAUCAGUAACGACGAAUGGGAUAGGGAAGGUUUCUCCACGUUUAGACGAAGCUUCAAAGCUAUAGACAGCCAUACACCGGUUGCAAGCAGUCUUGGCUUAACAAAGACGAA